Molecule: messenger RNA, 750 nt
Organism: Penicillium canescens
Lineage: Eukaryota; Fungi; Ascomycota; Eurotiomycetes; Eurotiales; Aspergillaceae
Exons: 3
Coding region: 1-750 (249 amino acids)
Molecular function (GO): lyase activity
Source: RefSeq, a predicted model, not a curated record
AUGUCUGAUUUCGAUUUAGCGAAUAAAGUCCAGCAUCUGAUUAUACAACCCGCAGACCUGCGACUGAAUCCACCAGAGAGCUAUCUCUACGUUCAAGAUGGGCUGAUUAUUUCCUGCGGCUUUCUCUACGUUCUUUGCUAUUUAUUCUGCACAUUCCGCGCAUAUAAAGACCAGCGAGUCCCUGGAUCGAGCUAUGGCAGUGUCCAGUAUCUAUGCCUAACAAUGGCCUACGAAUUCUUCUACGCCUUCACCACCACAUCUACAACCGUAGAGCGAGUAGGCUUUCUCGCCUGGUUCAUCCACGACUUUGGCUACGUCGCAGUCAUCCUUAAGCACGUCCAUCGCGCAGAGCACCGACCCCGACUCAUCCGGAACAUGCUCAUCGGUCUCCUCCUGGGUAUAGCCGGCUUGAAAUGGCUAACGACCCUCUACCCAGAUGAUCGCGAACAAGUCACAGCGUACUGGACGGGUAUUCUCCUUCAACUUCCCAUCGGCUGGGUCUGUUUGCAUUCGUUGUAUGCGGAGGAGGGGACGAGGGGGCAUUCGUUGGAGAUGUGGAUAACUCGAUAUUUAGGCUGCUAUCUAGCCUACGGGGUGUUUAUCUGGCGAUACUUGAAUGUGCCCCAGAAUUGGGAAUAUGUUGCCUCGCCAUGGAGUAUUGCCAUUAUGGUCUUGACUUUGCUUCCGGAGACGAUAUAUCCGUUUUGCUAUGUUUGGGUGUAUAAAGUGCAGAAGGUCAAGGGUGAAUAG